GGAGGAGUUUUUAAUGUUCAGUUUGUUCUAUGGAUCGAUGUUUCCUGGCAUCGCCUUGCGCUGCCUGCUCCGUGCGUGAUAUAGUCUACCAUCCCCACACGUUUACGCUCUUCCUUCCAUAGCCUAUAAGCUAUUCAAUACAGAGCGCACAAAACCUGACUGGCAUCUGACGGACGUCGUCCUAUGGCUUUGACGGACCCAAACGGAAAGAAAAAAGAAGACAAUACGCCCUGCAUGAUCUAAGAACGGAGGUGAAAGAAGAAUAUCCGCACUGAUAUCUGCUUUGCCCAGGCAACGCGUUUUGACCCUGGAUUUUAUAGUAAGAGGAGAUAAGUACUCUUGAGAGCAAAAUAAAGAGUCGCUCUCUCUGCAUGGACUAUCUUACUAGACGGCAUACCGAUUUCACCUGGGCAGAGUGAGCUACGUGAACUACGAGUUCAAAAAUGCCAAGGAGGAAACAGCAGGCGCCGAAACGGGCUGCGGUAUACCAGCCAGAUGAAGAUGGCAUCAUGCGAGAGACCAUUCCUGAGAAUGAUGGAGAGAAUGACAUUCCAACUGAAGAAGAGGGUUCGGAGAAGAUGAGUCCCAAGGCCUCAGAGGACAAAGAGCUGGACAAUAAAAGCAGCAUAAGCUACAGCUACCAGAAUUCCCCUGUCAGUGUCCUUUCCAAUCAAGAGGCUGAGUUGGAGUCCCGUCUUAGCGAAGCUAGCGAUAGGCUCUCACUUUCAGACUUCAAAACGUCCUCACCACCAGCAAGUCAGAAAGAUGAGGAGAGCAGUGGUUCAAAACACAAGGACGAAAUGCAUAGCAGCCUGGAGAAAAUGAGAGCUGCAUAUGCAAAUUUCCUCUCAGAUUCCUACUGGACAGGGAUUGGAAUGGACUUGAAAAUUGGCAAAACCCCCAGCAAAGCCAAUUGCGACAGCACCAAUGGUAGCACCAAGAGUGAAUUUGACUGGCAUCAGGACGCCCUCUCAAAAACCUUCCAGCAAACACAUUCCCCAAAGCCAAUGUCUAAACCCAACCUCUUCAGCUCAGUUCACCUCUACAGACAAAGCAGCAAAGCAGGCGGGACAGUGUUCACGGGAGCCAGUCGGUUCAAGUGUAAGGACUGCAGUGCUGCCUACGACUCCAUUGUGGAUUUAACUGUUCACAUGAACAAGAGCGGACAUUACCAGGACAACAACCACAACAAACCAAGCAACGCCUCCAUGUCGUCCUCCAAAUCAAGAAAAAGACAUUUGCAAGACAUGGAAGGGAAAGAGGAUGCACAGAAAGUUCUAAAGUGUAUGUUCUGUGGCCAUUCUUUUGAAUCCCUCCAAGACCUGAGUGUCCAUAUGAUAAAGACUAAGCAUUACCAAAAAGUGCCUUUGAAAGAACCUAUGCCUGUACUUUCACCCAAAUUACUCCCACCAGCAAAGAAACGGGCCUACGAAGCCAACAGACCUUGUUCUCCUGAUUCUACCACAGGGUUAGCUGGCUACAGUGAAGCCCAACGAGCCGCAGCUAUUUCAAAUGCCAACAAUAAUCGUUAUGGUUAUCAGAAUGGAGCCAGCUACACUUGGCAGUUUGAGACAUGCAAGUCUCAGAUUCUAAAAUGCAUGGAAUGUGGGAGCUCACAUGACACCCUGCAACAGCUCACCACUCAUAUGAUGGUGACUGGACAUUUCAUCAAAGUUACAAACUCCGCCUCUAAGAAGGGGAAACAGUUAGCCCUCGAUCCCUUGGCUAUAGAAAAGAUGCAGGUGUUAGCCGAGCCUCUUGGUAAUGAUACUGAAAGCGAUAAAAUAUUUCCAAAAGCCUCCGCAGGGGAUGGUGAGAAAAAUAGCCAUAAGGAAGAAGGCACAUUGGAGAAAAUGGAAGAAAGUGGAGUGAAAGACAAUAAGGCAGAGGAUGACGAUCCGAAAGCAGGAGAAGGGGCACCGAAAUAUCCUUAUCUCCGCGAGGAGGACCUGGAGCAACAGGGAUCACCAGGUGGAGGAGGGGACAUCCUAAAGUCUUUAGCCAACACGGUGGCCUCUGCAAUCAACAAGGCUCAGACUGGAACCCCCAGCUGGAGUGCUUACCCCAGUAUUCAUGCUGCCUAUCAACUCUCUGGAAUCAUCAAGAGCAGUACUCCCCUUUCAGCAUCUCCCCCCAUACAGCUAAAGCAGACAUUUAACCACAAACUGAGACCGAUUGCCCCAAAAGGGAAGUUUUUUCAAAGUGCUGGGCGAGUUGACACUCCUCAGGGACAGAAACAGUUUAAAGAUGCAGACAUCAAAAAAGAAAAGGUUGGCAUUAGUGAUGGUAAAGAAAGUCAGAAUAGUAAGUUUGAUCUGGUGGAAAAUGAUGACAGCGAUUGUCAGGACGAUUCCUCUACCUCUUCAAAGCCUGAUGCAGGUUGUCUGAAUGAAGGGAGUGAUGUGAUCAAAGGGAAGUUGAGUCCUGAUUUCUCAGACAGAGGCAAGACACCAAGCCCACCUGCCAGCAAUGGACGAAGCACUACUUCGGAGCUUGUCAAUGACACCCCAGAAAUACUGGGCAUAAACCCUCUAAGUGCCCUGCAGUCCGUUCUGAACAAUCAUUUAGGCAAGGCAAAUAAACUGACCAAUUCAAGAUCUGAAAAUAGUAAAAUAUCUGGUCGAUCCCAAUUUAUAUUCUCUGAACUAAACAGGAGUAUGGAGAAACAAGCAGUGGUGCAUGCCACCCCAGCUAGGAACAAAGUUAACAAUGCAUUCCUGUUUACUAGCAGUGAUCAGCCAAUUGACCUGACAAAAUAUAAAUCUAACGAACCAAGUUCAUCCGAUGUACGGCCCUCUGCCCCAAUGCCGCAGAAAUAUGCACUUUCUGACAUUGCUGACAUGGUCAAAGUUCUUCCUAAAGCCACCACACCAAAAGCCUCCAUGCCAUCGAGGAUACCCACCAUGAAACUGGAAACUGAUGUGAGACGCUUUGAGGAUGUGACGGCAGAGGUUUACUCAGUUCACAAGCGAAAAGGAAGGCAGUCCAACUGGAACCCCCGGCAUCUUCUUAUCCUCCAAGCCCAGUUUGCCUCCAGCCUCUUUCUGACUUCUGAGGGCAAGUACUUACUCUCAGAUCUUGGUCCUCAAGAACGAAUGCACAUCUCCAAGUUUACCGGACUGUCCAUGACAACCAUCAGCCACUGGUUGGCCAAUGUGAAAUACCAACUUAGGAAAACAGGGGGGACCAAAUUUCUGAAGAGCAUGGACACUGGCCAUCCAAUCUUCUAUUGCAAUGACUGUGCUUCCCAGUUCAGGACACCACCAGCUUUUAUCUCCCAUCUGGAAUCCCAUCUAGGGUUCCAAAUCAAAGAUAUGUGCAAACUGCCUAUUGAUCAUCAGACGAGGGUAGAGGAGCCAGAACUGUCCAAGGCUCUCAGUUUCCAGGUGACAGAGACACUAGUAACAGAGGAUGACUUUGACGCUAAGUUCAAAUGUAAGCUUUGCUGUAGGACAUUUGCUAGUAACCAUGCGGUUAAACUCCACUUGAGUAAAACUCACAGCAAAUCACCUGAGAACCAUUCACAAUAUGUAGAAAUGGACAAAGAGUAGGGGUUGUUCAUUUUUGGUACCAUUUUGUUGUUAUUGAUUUUUUUAAAACGGGUCAGAUAUUUCAACCAUUUUUCCAGUAGCGUUCUGUAGUAUGCAUAAAGACAUUGAAAACAUUUAAUUAAACAAUUCAUGGACACACUGGCUAGACGGAAUCCUAAAAUGUUAAAUAAUACACCAACUUAUACCUUUGCACCCUGCUCAAAUGCAUCACCAGUAAUGAAAUGUAUUACUGCUUAAAAACAUAAUUGCUGAUGUUUGCAUGCAAUAGCUCUGGCUAUGACUACUAUUUAUUUAUAUGAUAUGUCAAGUUUCAAUUAUAUUGUUUCAAAAACAAAUUAAUGGAUAAAAUGUCAUUUUUAACUCCAGUGACACACCUGCAAAAAAAUGCAGCUGUUUUAAACAGGUAGCCAGACACGUUAACACAUUUGCUGAAUUGUAAAGUGUAUUGCUAUGUAAAAAUGUUUUGUGUUGCAAUGAUAUAACAGAAAAGCACUUUAAUAAAUGUUAAAUCACCAGUUUAGACUCCGAUUCUGUAAAUGAACCCAACAACUGUAGACAGGUUGGAAACAAUGAUGUCUUACAUGUAUAAAAAAGUAAAAUAUUUUAAGACAAAAAAAAUCUUAGUGUUUCGUUUGAAAAAAAAAUGACAUUGAGACAGAUGAUCCGUGCACCUUUUUUACCAGUUGAAAUAAAGAAUUAACAUUUGCUACCAGCAUUGUAAAUUUGCAUGAGUCUCCUGUCUUCUGAAAUAGAUAAACCAUAUAAUGUAUGUACUGUAUAGAGUAAUGUGUUGUUGGGAGUGCCUGUGUUCUUCACAACAAUUAAACAUUUCCUUCAGCUCCCUUAUUUCACAGCUAUUA
This is a messenger RNA of Esox lucius (northern pike), 4411 nucleotides long. Its product is annotated as teashirt homolog 2. The transcript is spliced from 2 exons. Gene Ontology annotation, biological process: regulation of transcription by RNA polymerase II. NCBI's taxonomy places the organism in Eukaryota, Metazoa, Chordata, Actinopteri, Esociformes, Esocidae. Gene Ontology annotation, molecular function: DNA-binding transcription factor activity, RNA polymerase II-specific; DNA binding. The coding region runs from base 444 to 3551 and encodes 1035 amino acids. Gene Ontology annotation, cellular component: nucleus. The record is from RefSeq and is a predicted model, not a curated record.